UACGUCUAUCACGGGGCACGGGCAGUAUGCCAAAAUUAAUCUAAUUUUUAGUCAAAAGUGGUGGUCGUGUUAGUGAGGUGUAACUAAAAAAAUAUUAUUAUUUUGUUUAAAGAGGAAAGAAAAACAAUUAAAAAUCGAUGCCAUCUACGUUUAUCUAAAUUUUAAGUGAAAAAAGUUAUUAACAAAAAUACUAAAAAGUCCGGCAACCAUGGCACACUGUAUGAGAGUUUUGCAUGGCCAGGGAAGCAGGACGAGAGCUGUCCUCUUGGAAAUUCAGCAGAGAUGCUUCAGCGUGUCCCCAUUGACGGCUGCGGCGGCCCAGGUUGCUAUGUCCCGAUUCGACAAGGCCCCAUUACCUUACGAAAAAUUAACGAAAAAUUUGGAGGUGGUUAAGAAGAGGUUAGGUCGUGACAUGACCCUGUCGGAAAAAGUUUUGUACUCACAUCUUGAUGACCCAAAAGGACAGGAUAUCGAAAGAGGUACCAGUUACCUCCGAUUACGCCCUGACCGAGUGGCUAUGCAAGAUGCCACAGCCCAGAUGGCUAUGCUGCAAUUUAUCUCAUCUGGUCUACCAACAGUGGCUGUGCCAUCUACUAUUCACUGCGAUCACUUGAUUGAGGCCCAGAUUGGUGGUACCGAAGAUUUGGCUAGAGCAAAGGACAUCAACAAGGAAGUUUACAAAUUUUUAGAAACCGCUGGAGCAAAAUAUGGAGUAGGAUUCUGGAAGCCAGGCUCUGGUAUUAUCCAUCAAAUUAUUCUGGAGAACUACGCUUUCCCUGGUCUUCUCAUGAUUGGUACCGACUCACACACACCAAAUGGAGGUGGAUUAGGAGGACUGUGCAUUGGUGUUGGUGGUGCUGAUGCGGUAGAUGUUAUGGCUGACAUUCCUUGGGAGCUCAAGUGCCCUAAAGUUAUUGGAGUCAAGCUUACUGGUAAGCUGUCAGGCUGGACAUCCCCCAAAGAUGUGAUCCUGAAGGUCGCCGGCAUCCUCACAGUAAAGGGAGGCACUGGAGCCAUCGUGGAGUACCAUGGACCUGGUGUUGACUCCAUCUCUUGUACGGGAAUGGCCACAAUUUGUAACAUGGGUGCUGAAAUCGGAGCUACCACUAGUGUAUUCCCAUACAACUCUCGCAUGGAGGCGUAUCUUAAGUCGACGGGACGCGAAGGCGUGGCAAGCGCCGCUAACUCCUUCAAACAUCUCCUCACACCUGACCCCAAAGCACCAUACGAUGAGCUGAUCGAAAUUAACCUGUCCACUCUGGAGCCACAUGUGAAUGGACCUUUCACACCUGACCUCGCAAAUCCAAUCUCGAAGUUAGGAGAAGCAGCUAAGAAGAACGACUGGCCGGUGGACAUCCGUGUUGGUCUUAUUGGGUCUUGCACCAACUCUUCUUAUGAGGAUAUGGGGCGUUGUGCCAGUAUUGUUAAGGAGGCGAUAGGUCACGGUCUCAAAUCCAAAAUCCCGUUCAACGUGACCCCUGGAUCAGAACAAGUUCGCGCAACAAUUGAACGAGAUGGCAUUGCGCAGACGCUGAGAGACUUCGGAGGCACUGUGUUGGCCAACGCGUGUGGACCCUGCAUCGGUCAAUGGGACCGUAAAGACGUGAAGAAGGGCGAAAAGAACACAAUAGUGACGUCAUACAACCGUAACUUCACCGGACGUAAUGACGCCAAUCCCGCCACUCAUUGCUUCGUCACCAGCCCCGAACUGGUCACAGCACUGUCCAUUGCAGGUCGUCUCGACUUCAACCCAGUAACGGAUGAGCUAACAGGAAAAGAUGGCAAGAAAUUCCGUCUGUCUGACCCCUACGGUGAUGAAUUGCCCGCAAGGGGCUUCGACCCUGGCCAGGACACGUACGAGCACCCACCUGCUGAUGGCUCCAAGGUGAAAGUGGACGUACUACCAACAUCCGACCGUCUCCAACUCCUGGAGCCGUUCGACAAGUGGAGUGGCAAGGACCUCACUGACCUCACCAUCCUCAUCAAGGUGAAGGGCAAAUGCACGACUGACCACAUCUCGGCGGCUGGACCAUGGCUCAAGUACCGUGGACAUCUUGACAAUAUCUCCAACAAUAUGUUUAUCACAGCAACGAACGCCGAAAAUGGUGAAUUGAACAAGGUCCGCAACCAAGUGACCGGCGAAUGGGGACCAGUUCCCGGAACUGCUCGCGCCUACAAGGCUGCCUCCGUGCCCUGGUGCGUUAUUGGAGACGAGAACUACGGAGAGGGCUCGAGUCGAGAGCACGCUGCAUUGGAACCCCGUCACCUUGGAGGUCGCGCCAUCAUUGUCAAAUCUUUUGCCAGAAUCCACGAGACCAACCUGAAAAAGCAAGGUCUAUUGCCACUUACUUUCGCAAACGCCAGUGACUACGACAAAAUCCAACCUACAGACAAGAUUUCCCUUCUCGGACUUAAGGACCUCGCACCUGGCAAGCAAGUGGAAUGUGAAAUCAAGCACAAGGAUGGUAAGACGGAACGCAUUAAGUUGAAUCACUCAUUGAACGAGCAACAAAUCUCCUGGUUCAAAGCCGGUUCAGCCCUCAACCGUAUGAAGGAAAUUGCUGCUCGCAAGUAAACGUUUGGAUACAAUCCAUAGAUAACAAUUAUGGCCUUUAAUUCGAAUUUCGAAACGCCAAAUUCGCCGCGAAUAUAUGAAAUGUUUCACAGAUUAUCAUUGUUAUUAGGUCAGUGUUGCCAUUUAUGAGCCAUUAUUUUGGCUGGUCUUAAUGUUAAGUAAUAAUUUAUGAACUUAUUGUUUUUAUAGGUAUUUUAUAAUUAUUCUGUAUCCUUAUAUAUAUUUUUACCUGAUUUGAGAGCCAAUAUUGUAUAAAGCUGGCAGCACUGAUAGCAAUAGUUAUUUAUUUUAAAUAAAUAUUUAAAUAACCAUGUUGUUACCGAUUUAGUACAAUAUACGAUUGAUGAUUGUAGUGCAUUUUGGAAUGUCUCGCGGCGUGUAUGUUACUUAGAUUGUAGAGAUAUUUAUAGAGAUCACAUUUCAAACUUUCUUCAUAAUGUAUUAUCAACCAAUAAUUAUGUAAGUAAAGUUUUUUUUAUUUAUGUACAUAAUUAUUAUUUUGUGUACUUUUAUUUAUAACUAAUAAAAAUUACGUACGUA
Molecule: messenger RNA, 3115 nt
Organism: Pieris napi
Lineage: Eukaryota; Metazoa; Arthropoda; Insecta; Lepidoptera; Pieridae
Gene: mAcon1
Product: aconitate hydratase, mitochondrial-like
Exons: 17
Coding region: 209-2575 (788 amino acids)
Biological process (GO): tricarboxylic acid cycle
Cellular component (GO): mitochondrion; cytosol
Molecular function (GO): 4 iron, 4 sulfur cluster binding; aconitate hydratase activity
Source: RefSeq, a predicted model, not a curated record